This is a messenger RNA of Haliotis rufescens (red abalone), 1324 nucleotides long. RefSeq lists its product as uncharacterized. The transcript is spliced from 5 exons. Lineage: Eukaryota; Metazoa; Mollusca; Gastropoda; Lepetellida; Haliotidae. The coding region runs from base 45 to 836 and encodes 263 amino acids. The record is from RefSeq and is a predicted model, not a curated record.
GAUAUCAUCGUUGUUGCCGCACUUGGACAUCGUUUGUGAUUAAGAUGCUGUCCGUUUUGAUCUUGGCGUCGUGGAGCGUCGGCUGUGGUGCUGUUGUUCAAGUGACAGGAGCAGGGAUACCCCUGCCGACCUUCAACCUACCUGUUACCAACGCCCCUCCCCUUCCGCCACUGCCGCUCCCACAACUUCCAAACAUCGACACCAUUGUCCGAAUGGGCUUCCCAAAUAUACCAUAUUCAGCAACCAAUACCUACAGCAGCAAUGGCGUCACUAACUACGCAAACCCCUCCCAGUUUUUCAACAACAACUUCAACACGGAUAUUUUCGGCUUUAACCAACGUAUCUGUCCCAAGCAAGCCGAGUACCCGGAUGUGGCAACCUUUUCCGGCAACCCAACCGGGUACCCAGUCAAUGAAAUAACGGCGGCGCUGUUAAAUAACCCUGUUCUUCUGAGUUGCCUGACACCUGAAGUCGUGCUACCAACUGCUCCGACAAUUCCUACAGAUCCAGUUUUAGCGAAUGCAAAUGCGACAUGUGAGUUCCUGGAGACCAAACUCUGGCGGUUCGCAAGGUAUGGCGGUCGUUGUUGGAUACUUCAAAACUUCCAGGAGGUUGUCACUUUUGUCACGUGCCUAAGCAAACAAUGCGCCAACUGUGACGAAUUCUGGCCUUUCUCCAACUACGAAAACCGAUGUCUCCGUGGUUACAAAUACGUAUCGGUGUGGGCGUACUGUGAGGCCCUUCCCAUCAAUCAACGUAUUGUACGCGAGAGAAUCAUCACCCCCCACACCUGCAGCUGUCAGAGGGUCAAGUGUAGCAGGUACUGGAAGAAGUAGAUUGACCAAUCCCGAUUCGACCAACUGAUAAUACACCGACAAUUAACCAUUAGUUAGAACAAUAUAUUAUGUAUACGUGGUCAGUAUGUAUGUAAAAUACAUUUUGCGUUUACUUACAAUGCUGUCUCUCUUGUCUACGAGUAAUGUGUGUGUGUGUGCAUGGGCCUAUGAUACAGUUGACCAAAAGCACAGAACAGUUGGUUUCCUUAGCAGCCAGGACUAUGGUCGAUUCUUGGUGGUUAUGUCAAAGACCGAUGUCGUUAAUAUAUAUAUACUUACACUGACACGCCCUGUUAUAACUGACGAUGUAAAAACACACACUGAGCUUACAUUCUGCGCCAUUUAUUAAUCACAUUUAUCAUGUACAUUUCAUGGUAAUUAUGGCACGCAAUCUGCUGAUCCAACAACUUAACGUUACAUGUACGUCAUAUUGUGACUAUGUCUUUGGUAUAAAGAAGUGUGUAGUUAUUUUAUUAAUAAAUUUUCAU